UCCAUCCCAGCCGUUCCGUCUCGCUAUAUAUGGAAGCAGCUUUGGCACUUCCGGAAGAAACCCUACGAGCGCACGAUCCUCCCCUCCGCCGCCGGCCUUGCUUCUUCCCCAUUCCUGCUCUUCGAGGCGUUUUUUAACUUCACAAUGAAGCUGAUCGCUGCCUACCUGCUCGCUGUUCUGGGUGGAAACACCUCUCCAUCUGCUGAUGACAUUAAGAACAUUCUGGAAUCAGUUGGCGUUGAAGCUAAUGACGAGAGGCUGGAGUUCCUGCUCUCAGAACUGGAGGGCAAGGACAUAACAGAAGUGAUUGCUGCUGGAAGGGAGAAGUUUGCUUCUGUGCCCUCAGGUGGUGGUGGUGGCAUAGCUGUGGCAGCUCCUACAGCUGCAGGUGGCGGUGCAGCACCUGCUGAAGAGGCAAAGAAAGAGGAGAAGGUCGAAGAGAAGGAAGAGUCUGAUGAUGACAUGGGUUUCAGCUUGUUUGACUAAGUACCUUCGGCUGCAUAUUUACCCCCGUUCACCCCAGUAUCUUUCUGCAUUGCUUGCUUUAUCACUAUGUGUGCAAAAAUGAGCAAUGUGAUGGCUCUAUGUGUUUCUGCUAUUUUUUGGUCGAGACUGUAUAUGUCUAGUAUCCUAAGAAGUUUAAUGUAAAAUUUCAGGGAACUGGUCAAAACAUGUAAUGUUUGCUAUCGUGAGUUAGCAUUAUCUACUCUCACCGCAAUGUGCUCUGCUUUUUUUUGUUUUAUUUGGAUGACGCUAAA
Molecule: messenger RNA, 758 nt
Organism: Oryza sativa Japonica Group (Japanese rice)
Lineage: Eukaryota; Viridiplantae; Streptophyta; Magnoliopsida; Poales; Poaceae
Product: large ribosomal subunit protein P2B
Biological process (GO): cytoplasmic translational elongation
Cellular component (GO): ribosome; cytosolic large ribosomal subunit
Molecular function (GO): structural constituent of ribosome
Source: RefSeq, a predicted model, not a curated record